AUGAAAAAUUCAUGGCUUUUCAAGUUAGUGAAAUAUCAUUAUAGAGAUAAAUCAUCUCCGAAAUCAGAGAAACAAAUAGAAGAUGAAAAGUAUUUAAUCUUCAAUAUACCUUUUAACAGAUGGAUUCUGUUUGCAAGUGCAUUCUUUCUUCAGUUUUGCUUGGGAUUUAGUUCGAUUUGGUCGAUUUUCAAUAAACCAAUAGACAAACAUAUUUUUGAUGAUCCAACCAAAGGAAGAGCACCUAUUGCCUAUUAUUUAGAGACGUGCAUAAAUAGUUUAACAUAUCUAUAUGUUGGACCAUGGUUGGAAAGAAAUGGACCAAGAAAAGGUAUUUUGGUGGGUGGAAUACUAUUUAGUCUUGGACAAUUCGUUAUGGCACUUGGUGCACAUACCAAACAGAUUUCAAUCAUCUAUAUUGGAUACGGUUUGUUCUGUGGCAUAGGACAUGCAUUCUUGUAUCUCGCACCGGUCUCGGCAUUACAAAAGUGGUUUCCUGACCACAAAGGUUUGGCCUCUGGUUUUGCCGUGUGUGGAGUUAGUGCUGGAGUUAUUUCAUUCUCACAAGUAACACUACCGUUACUCAACAAAGUCGGACUAAUCAAUACAUUCAUAGUAUAUGGUAGUUUCUUCUUUUUUGUAUUCAUGAUUCAAGCAUUCCUAUUUCGAUUGCCACCGCCUGGCUACCAGCCAGAAAAGAAAUCGACAUCAACAACAGCAGCAGCAGCAGCAGCCGAUGAUACAAACACGCCCACUGGUAACGAGAAAGAAGAGGUACUAAAGAAGAGUAGCGAAACAGAUAUAUCUGAUCUUUUGAAAAAGGAGGAGAAGCAAUUGGAAUUUACCAAGUCAAUAGCUGAGUCAGAGGUGACGGUGUUGGCAGAUCCCGAUUUGAGUAAAAUGUCCAUCAAGAAAGCUCUUCAUACCAAGGAAUUCAGGUUGAUACUGUUUAUGUUUUUCGCAAAUGGAUUUGGUGGACUUAUCAUUGGAUCGCGUAUAUCCAAUCUGGUACAAGAUAUCUUUGGAAAGACUGCUGGCGAUGCCGCCACUGUCAUAACAAUCAAUGGUGUUUUCAAUCUUGUAGGCCGUGUCAUUUCUGGUCCAGUAUCGGAGCGCAUUGGUCGUCUACAGACAUUCAUUGUUAUCAUGGCAGCGUCGACAUUGAUUUUCUCGGCGUUUGCCGUUGUCAUUGUCGAAAGAGUUUUCAUUGCAUUCGUUAUACUCGUGUGGGUUUUCAACGUGUUUUUCGGUGGAUUCUUUGGAACGAUUCCGGCAUUCCUGUCCGACCAAUUUGGAAACAAGAACAUCAGUCCGUGUCACGCGAUUAUCCUCACGGUUUGGAAUUUAUCCGGUGUUUUCGGUGGAUUCCUGUUCACCGGUAUCUACGAUUCACUGAAAAACAAUGGUCACUCUGUAAGUGAUCCGAUAUUGUACACCACCAAUCUUUACUGGGCGGUUGCCACUCUGUUUGUUGGCUUAAUAAAAUAUCCAAACUCGACUUUUAAAAAAACUUUUCUAUCAAGUUUAGCAAAUAUCGUUGAACUAUACUAUAGUAUACUUGAAGAAACUUUAUUUUCUUUACAUUUACAAGAUAUCUAA
Heterostelium album PN500 is the source of this 1596-nucleotide messenger RNA. Its product is annotated as OFA family MFS transporter. The transcript has 5 exons. Bases 1 to 1596 code for a protein of 531 amino acids. Gene Ontology annotation, molecular function: transmembrane transporter activity. Lineage: Eukaryota; Evosea; Eumycetozoa; Acytosteliales; Acytosteliaceae. Gene Ontology annotation, biological process: transmembrane transport. The record is from RefSeq and is a predicted model, not a curated record.